AUGCAUAGUUCCUCUGCUCAUGGCCCAGGCUCUCUCUUCAACCAAGGCAGCUGUUCAUCUGUCUCAUCCCCACCACUGCCUCCAGAUAUCGACUUGACUCACGGCCGCCAAUUUCACCCUGAAAAUGUAUACCCUCAACAUUUCAGCCAAGACGACAUUGAGGUUCCGACAGGAGACCGCAUCUAUCUUGCAUGCCCCGGAUCAAAGCGAAAGUGCCCCCAUUGUAACGCACACGUGGCCCACAAUGACUGCCUUGUCAUUGCGAUUGAUGGGGCAUGUUCGAACAAUGGCAACGACGAGGCGCGUUCGGCGAUUGGGGUAUUCCAUGGCUACGACAGCGGCUUCAAUAUCUCCUAUACUUUAGACAGCUUUGACCGUCACACAAACCAGAUAGCCGAACUGGAGGCUUGCUCGAGAGCUCUAUCUGAUGCAAUCAUUAUCCAGGCAGAAUGGGACAUGGCAGAUGAUCGCCUUAGUGCAAUUGUGAUCAAGUCUGAUUCCGAGUACGUGGUGCGGGGCCUGACUGAGUGGCUCCCGAAGUGGAAGAAAAAUGGCUGGAAGAAUGCUAAGGGCUCUCCAGUCGCGAAUUCUACCUAUUUCCAACGGAUUGAGCGGCUAAUUGAACAACUUGAACAGGAUAUCUCUGUCAAAUUUUGGAUGGUGCCCCGAGAACGGAACGGGAUGGCAGAUAGUCUAGCGAAAUCGGCCAUAGAAGGGAAGGGUACUGGGCAGCUGUAUUACGCCGUGUAG
Penicillium canescens is the source of this 750-nucleotide messenger RNA. RefSeq lists its product as uncharacterized. The coding region runs from base 1 to 750 and encodes 249 amino acids. Lineage: Eukaryota; Fungi; Ascomycota; Eurotiomycetes; Eurotiales; Aspergillaceae. Gene Ontology annotation, biological process: DNA replication, removal of RNA primer. The transcript has a single exon. The record is from RefSeq and is a predicted model, not a curated record. Gene Ontology annotation, molecular function: nucleic acid binding; RNA-DNA hybrid ribonuclease activity.